AUGAGCAUCUUGGUGUGGAACUGUCGAGGGCUUGGGAACCCUCGGACAGUUAGAGUCCUUAGGCAAUUAGCCAAGGAUAAGAUCCCAUCUUUAGUUUUCCUAGUGGAAACUAAAUGCAACUGUAGAAGAAUGGACAUGAUCAGGGGGAAACUAAGAUUUGAUAACUGUCUGGCAGUAGAUAGUGUGGGUCUUAGGGGAGGAAUAGCCUUGUUGUGGAAAACAGAUUGGAAUGUGGAAAUCAUUAGCUACUCACGAUGGCACGUCAAUUCUAUAGUGUUGGAGGAGGAAAAUGACCCUACCUGGCAAUUCACAGGCCUUUAUGGCCACCCAGAAGUAGCUAAGAGGAGUAGUAGCUGGCAAUUACUCCAUAUGCUUAAACCCACCACCCCUAUGGCAUGGCUGUGUGCAGGGGAUUUCAAUGAAAUUCUCUACCAGAAGGAGAAACUUGGGGGGGCAAGCAGGCCAUACAAACAGAUAGAAGAAUUCAGACAGGUGGUUGAAAGGUGUGGACUAAGUGAUUUACAGUCUCGGGGGCAGAAGUAUACAUGGGCUAAUAACAAGUUUGGGGGUGAUUUCAUUAAGGAAAGAAUAGAUAGAGCCUUUGCAAACAAGGAAUGGAGUAACUUGCAUAGCUUGGCAUUGUGCACAAUACUACCUGCUGUUAACUCUGACCACUCAUCAUUAUACAUUAACAAACAGUUUUUGAACUGUAAAAGAAACAAGAGGGGCUUGAUAUUCAAAUACGAGGCUGCUUGGGACUUAAGAGAUGAAUGCCAGGGAAUUGUAACAGAAGCAUGGGGAAAAGGUUAG
Carya illinoinensis is the source of this 810-nucleotide messenger RNA. RefSeq lists its product as uncharacterized. Lineage: Eukaryota; Viridiplantae; Streptophyta; Magnoliopsida; Fagales; Juglandaceae. The transcript has a single exon. Bases 1 to 810 code for a protein of 269 amino acids. The record is from RefSeq and is a predicted model, not a curated record. Gene Ontology annotation, molecular function: catalytic activity.